CUCUACGGUUACAUGGAGAGCGAGCCCCUUACCCUGCAGCUGUUCAUCGGGACCGCAGACGACCGCCUCCUGCGACCGCACGCCUUCUACCAGGUCCACCGCAUCACGGGCAAGACUGUCUCUACCGCCAGCCAUGAGGCCCUGCAGUCCAACACCAAGGUGCUGGAGAUCCCUCUGCUGCCUGAGAACAACAUGAGAGCCAUGUGAGUGCUUGUCCUUUGCUAUAUAUACAGGGGGGUACCGUUGCAGAGUCAAUGUGCGGGGGCACCGGCUAGUUGAGGUAGUUGAGGUAAUAUGUACAUGUGGGUAGAGUUAAAGUGACUAUGCAUAAAUACUUAACAGAGUAGCAGCAGCGUAAAAAGGAUGGGGUGGGGGGGGCAGUGCAAAUAGUCCGGGUAGCCAUGAUUAGCUGUUCAGGAGUCUUAUGGCUUGGGGGUAGAAGCUGUUGAGAAGUCUUUUGGACCUAGACUUGGCACUCCGGUACCGCUUGCCGUGCGGUAGCAGAGAGAACAGUCUAUGACUAGGGUGGCUGGAGUCUUUGACAAUUUUGAGGGCCUUCCUCUGACACCGCCUGGUAUAGAGGUCCUAGAUGGCAGGAAGCUUUGCCCCAGUGAUGUACUGGGCCGUACGCACUACCCUCUGUAGUGCCUUGCGGUCAGAGGCCAAGCAGUUGCCAUACCAGGCGGUGAUGCAACCAGUCAGGAUGCUCUCGAUGGUGCAGUUGCCAUGGGGCUGUCCUUUCACUCUCCUCUCUCUCGCUCUUGACACUAGAAAAGCUAGGACCUCGAGGGACCCCACUUUGAGGCAACGAGCAAGCAUUUUUACUGCAACGUUCUAACAGUGAAAUAAAUACAUUUCAUAUAUGCUAUCGGAAAAAUUAUAAUUUGGUUGUGUUUAUGAAGGUCUUAGGUAACAUUAAAGCACAAUAGCAUUUUCAUUCGUUUAUGUUACUGUAGGCCAGGGAUCAUCAACUAGAUUUAGCCGAGGGCAGAUUUUUUCUUGAGCGGAUGGUCAGGGUCAGGAACAUAAUUACAAAUAAUUUGUAGACUGCAAAUUGACCGCAAGAAGCCCAAACAGAUAUAAUAUUUGACAAAAACAUAAUAAUUUCAAACCUUGCUUAAAUUUGUAUACAAUCACGUCUCUCUAUUGUGUGUGGGAAUACUUAGGAACAGAUUUCCAAAAUUAAAAUCACUUGGAGCUGAUUCGCUGGUGUUUGUACAGUCUUUUAUGUUCAACAAUUAUUCGUGAUUUUUUUUCAACUUUGUUUUUUUUUUGCUACGAAAACUUGGGUGGGGGCAGAUAAAAUCACCCGCGGGCUGCCUGUUGGGGAACCCUGCAGUAGGCUAUCUGCUGCUGCAUGCUCACAUGUGGAACGCAUGAAACAGCGGUUAUUCUUGGAAAAAGUUAUAUUUUGAGCGUAUCUCUUCAAUUUUGAGAGUUAUUUGACAAAGGUAAGUGUUUUGGAAACCUCAGAAUCGACUCUUUCUGAUAUUAUAUUGAAAUCAAAACGUUUUCCCUGCAAAAAAAUAAGUCAUGUCCUCUUAAAACUGCUUAUAACACAAAUUCUGUUUGUGAUAUCAAAAUUCUAACAGCAUGCGUGUGUUAAACAGACUUAUUUAGGAGGGGGGCAUGACUAACAAUGGCAGAGAUUUUUCUAUUUUUAAUUCAUAUGCAGUCAAAAGGACUGCCUCUGCUCUUCUAGUGUUAAAAAUGGAACCAUUGCAGUAUGUGAAAUGAUCACCAACAGUGUGUGUUGGAAUUCAGGAAGAAAGAGAACCAAAGCAUGCGUAAUACAGUGCAGUACAUCAUGUAGAGUCUAAAAGGAAUAAUACCCAUGAAAUCCAAUAGGCCCUAUUUAUGUUGGUUUACUCCCCAUUGCACCCAAUCUGCCGUGUGCAUAAAAAUACUAAAUUCCAGAAAUCACUAUAUCCUUAUGUCCAGGAGGUCAGGAGGUUGUGCUCCGCAGGGGGCCCAGGUAGGAGCUCCUGUCCUGGGGCUCCGUUCAGGCCACAAUGGGUCUACUGUCCUGAGGCCCAGGACUUUCUCUGAUGGAGAAGGCAGCUAAAUCUCAACCCAACCCCGGUUGUAUAACCUCCAUCACCAUCUACUGAACUGUAGCUUUAUUCUCCUCUGUGUUUCAAUGGUAUAAUAUACUUUUUAGAAGAACUGAUGUAGAUUGAAUGGGUUUAUAUUAAGUUAAAGCGUAUUUUAAUAUUUGUUGUAUUGUGGAUAGGUUAUGAAGAUACUUGGCAAGCACCAUGAUAUAUCAGAUCUCUUUGACUGGAAAAUGAACUUUGUUGGUUUAACAGGAUUGAACCUAACAUGCAUACACCUUUCCAUUUCCAACAAUGCUAUACUGCCCCUUUAUAACGUAUCAAAUCUAGACUGGGGAUACGUUGUGGAACUUCAGCCAUUACACUUUACAGGGCACCAUGGAUACAUCUGAUAUUUGAGAAAACUAUUCAGAGGACGUCAGUUUUCCCUUUUGUCGUCACCGUAUAAGCUAGUGGGAAAGAGCGGUGAAAGUAUAUAGGAGAACUGAGCCUCAGGGUUGGGGUAGAACAGUGUAGGCGAGGGUAGUGUUCAUUAGGGCACACUACUGAAAACGUUUUAAAAGUCCAGGUAGUCCUUCUAUGUUUCAGUCUGUUUUCCUCUGUUUGGUGUCUAAUGAACACAGCCCAGGGUCUGUCUGAGGAGGGUCGGUCACUGACGGCGUCUUUCCAUUGAGCUGUUAACAGUCAGCCUGAUAACACUCCGGAUAGCCUGUUGCUCUCCCGCCAGCUCUCUCUCGCUCACUCACUGUGUGGGACGUUACAUAGACGGUACUGUAGACAACUGAUGUCAGACUCCAGACACAUAUCAAUCUAUCUCUUUCGUCCCCCUUGUGACUGAUAAAGUUUUAUCUGUUGUCUAGUAUCCACCCAUUGAAAUGGAUAGUCACCAGUAGCUACUACUUCAUUACACAGUUUGCAGUGUCUGAGAAUCUAGAAAAUUCUGGGCUACUUCUAUACUAUGAUUUCAAAUCACAUAACAUUCACUGAAAAAGUAGAGUUGUUGUUGGAAAAAAAAAACAAUUUCCACUCAACUAGUCAAAUUUGUCAGUUCAUUUUGAUUUGACAAACAAAUGUAAAAUAAACCAUCAACCUGCAAAUCAAGUUUUUUGGUCGGUAACCUUUCCUGCCACCUUUCCACAAUUGUAGUCAGUAACUUAUUGCUUUGUUGACACUGUUCCACCACAAGUGUAGGAUACAUCUUGCAGUGUUAUUGUCACCAACAGUCGCCAUGCUGUCACUACAUAUCUUUACUUUGAGCUGACUUCAACUGCUACAAGCCGUGACUGGCUGCUCCACACCAUAGUUCAUGAAGAGAGACACUAAUGUUCAUUCCAACAGUCAUUUGACGGUAAAAUAGAGCAUGGCACACUACCCCUAAUGUGUCUGUUUUAAAACCAUAACUGCAUGACUGAACACUUACAUCAUGCAUGAGCCACUAAAGAAACUUCUUGUAAGUGUUCAAAAAAAUAUAUAUAUAAUUCGGACAGACCAAAGUGAAGGGGAAAAAUAGAUUUGUAUAAAACUUGACAUUUAACAUGUUCCAGGAAUUCCACCCAAAAAGCUCCAAUGUAAAAUAAUUGAAAUGCCAAGCCAUAUCCCAUAUGUAUUUCCUGACUUUUUACCAGCAACUUUUUGGUUUUAGUUUAAUUUCUUGAAUGGCCAGUCUGAAAAGUGAUGCCUUUUUCCCCUAAGAAGGAAAAUCAUCCCGCAAAAAAAAAAUAAUUAAAAUAAAUAAAGACAGCAAAGAAAAAUAAUAAGUCUGCAUCUAAAUGUGGCAUUGGUUAGUAAGGUUGAAACCGUAAAUGUUUAAAUGUUAAAAGUGUGAGACUCGAACAGUGCAGAGGGAGCAUGUUUCUUUUUUAGGAAAGGCAGAGGGUUAUAAAGUGGCUGUGAGAAUGCAGGCGGCAGCCAAUGAGCUUCUCUUCUGGAAAGAGAAGGUGGGGAGAAAAAAGACCUUGGUCGUGUUCAUUAGGCAACAAAUAGACGAUAAACUGAGUGAAGCUGUUGCAAAUAGUUUUAAAGCGGUUUCUGUUACAUGCCCUAAUGAACACGACCCUGAAGAUCGCUCCAGAGAGCUGUAUUCUGGGGCACCAGGAACAUUAAAAGUCACAUAAACGAAUGAAUGUUCUUCUUUGAAGAACCUACAGAUUGGGAGUGACUCAGUAGUGUUCUGCGGGAUUUCCGAUAUCUGUGAUCCGGAACUUUAGACGAGACGUCUCAGAGUAGGAGUGCUGAUCUAGGAUCAAUUUAGCCUUUUAGAUCAUAAUUAAUAAUAUUAUAUGGCCAGAUCCUAGAUCAGCACUCCUACCUUGGGAGAGGCUUUGUGGAUCCGGCUCUAGUCUCUUUGAUCAAAUAGAGCUCCAGGACUUGUUCAUGACAGUGAACAUAAUGUACAUCUGCAUUAUACAUGUCUCUAUGGUCUAAUGAUGAUGUCCUAAUAAUAACAUACUGUACUUUUUAUGUUUCUGUUAUAUGAUACAGUAUAUUCCAUCUGUAAUGUAUGUCUCGAUAUAGUCUCAUGAUCAAGGUCUAUAAUAUACUCAGGAUCUUCUUCUUGAGACAAGCUGUAGCAUAGUGCUCAUACAGACAGUAUAUUGGUUAGUACCAGUAUGCUGAUGCUAAAAUGUAUCCUCUCCCCUGUGUGACAGCAUUGACUGUGCAGGGAUUCUGAAGCUGCGGAACUCUGACAUUGAGCUGCGUAAGGGCGAGACGGACAUCGGGCGCAAGAACACACGUGUGAGGAUGGUGUUCCGUGUGCACAUCAACCAGCCCAAUGGCAGGACCAUUUCCCUACAGGCCUCCUCCAACCCCAUCGAGUGCUGUGAGUAUACACGCACAUGA
Coregonus sp. 'balchen' is the source of this 4895-nucleotide messenger RNA. NCBI's taxonomy places the organism in Eukaryota, Metazoa, Chordata, Actinopteri, Salmoniformes, Salmonidae. The record is from the annotation of a GenBank genome assembly.